This is a messenger RNA of Lytechinus variegatus (green sea urchin), 2463 nucleotides long. Its product is annotated as probable flavin-containing monoamine oxidase A. Bases 87 to 1727 code for a protein of 546 amino acids. Gene Ontology annotation, molecular function: oxidoreductase activity. The record is from RefSeq and is a predicted model, not a curated record. NCBI's taxonomy places the organism in Eukaryota, Metazoa, Echinodermata, Echinoidea, Temnopleuroida, Toxopneustidae. The transcript has 12 exons.
ACCCUAAUUUCUAAUUUGGAGCAUAAACAUACAAAACUACUUCUAAAGUUCUAGCAGAAAUAUAACUUAUAAGGUGCCGUCAGAAAAUGUCUGAGAAGAAGGACCUGGAAUGUGAUGUGUUAGUAGUAGGGGCAGGACUGUCUGGUCUGACUGCAGCAUAUCGGAUCCAGCAGAAUGUUCCAGGAUGCAAGGUCAUUGUUCUUGAGGCAAAAGAUCGGAUUGGUGGAAGAACAAUGACUGUUGAAAUGCAGGGAGCUCAUGGACCUGAUUCAUGGGAUCUAGGAGGUCAGUGGGUAUCAAGCUCACAGCAUCACAUUAUGUGGCUCCUUGAAGAACUCGGCAUUGAACAUUACCCACAAUUCAACAGUGGAAAGAAACUUCUCCAAGCAGGCAAAGAGUUUGGGAUCACUGAACACCAUGAUAACAUUCCAUCGUUACCGCUUCUCUCUCUUGUAGACCUUAACAGGUUUAUUACAAAUUUAGAUAGUAUUGCUAUAAAGUCUAUAUCCUGUGAUGAACCUUGGACAGCAGUCAGAGCUGAUGAGUUUGAUAACAUGACACUAGAACAACUUGUAGAAAGCUGGACAUGGACAACAGUUGCUAGGGAUACUAUUGAGACUGGUUGGCAGGUUGUUAGUGGUCUGAGGUUACGAGAGAUCAGCGCCCUCUCUUACAUGUUCUAUCUUAGUUCAUCGGGCGGACUUGAGAAGCUAGUAGAGACAACCGUUGGCUCAGCUCAAGAGUUGAGAAUAAAGGGUGGAUCACAAGGUAUGAGUCAUCAGUUAGCAGAGCGAAUAGACAUCUCAAAUAUCUUUCUGUCUGAACCUGUUGUUUCAAUUGACCAAAGCCAGCCAGACAGGGUCAAAGUACAUUCACAGUCUGGUAAACAUUUCACCUGCAAGCAUGUUAUUGUUGCUGCUCCUCCUCACUGCGCAGGAUCAAUACAGUACUUACCCGAUCAGCCUAUAAGAAGAAUACGACUGACAACAUCAAUGCACACUGGUCAUCUCUUCAAAUUUGUUGCAACUUAUAAAAAGGCGUUUUGGAGAGAGGCUGGUUAUUCUGGUGAGAUCGUUUGUAAUGGUAGCUGUGCCACUGUACCUGGCUGUAACAAGGCUCCUAUUCAGUAUGUCCUUGAUGCUACAACGUCAGAAGGAAGUCCAGCUCUUGUUGGUUUCAUUGGUAACCCAAGCCUCUGGGGACAAGUUAGCUACGAGACGAGAAAGACUGCUAUUCUGAACCACCUUGCCGAUUUCUUUGGACCUGUCGCAAAGAAGCCAAUUGACUUCAUGGAAAAGGACUGGGCUUCAGAACCAUAUAACGGAGGCUGUCCUGUAAGUCUAAUGACGCCUGGUGCGAUGGCAAACUGGGAUACAAUAAGGACACCAUACGGAAGGAUACACUGGGCGGGUACAGAGACAGCCACUCAUUGGAUGGGAUACCUGAACGGAGCCGUCCAAUCAGGGUUGAGAGCCGCUGAUGAGGUCACCCUUCAACUCCAACCUCCACCUCAAUCUCAACGGGGAAGCCAGAGCUCUGAACCAGAAGUUGGCGGAGGUCUGUUGGUAGAGUUAGAUGGAAGGAGAAGAGAGGAGGAGACAUCCCAGGGAUCUGAAGGGUCACUCAUCUGGACGAUGGGUAAGCUGGCGUUCGUGGCGGCUCUGGUGGGAUUCGCCAUGAGGAGGGCGUGGCUGGCUGGUGGUAGAAUGAACCUUCCUUGGUUAUGAAGUGUGUCAUACACGAUGCAUUCAUUCAAUGUUUUUUUUUUAUCUUGUAAGUAUGAAAAUGAACUGCUCAUCUGUGUGGCUCUAUAUGGCAGAUAGAUAUUUGCAAAUCAUCUGUAUUCUGCUGUCAAUAGGGUUGUAAGCAGUUGUAUUACAUAGAAUCUGCUGUAGUAGUCAUCACAUGUCUAUGAAAAAUAGAGGAUCAUCAUUGUUGACACAACCCACUGAUGCAGUGAUAAUAGUAUUCUGAUAUCAAAUGUGUUGAAUAGAAUCUGCUGUAGUGGUCGUCACAUAUUGGUGAUGAUUAGAUCUUCAUCAUUGCAGGCACCAGCUCCCUGUGUGGCUAAAUGGGGUUAGCUGAAUAUAUGCAGAGCUCUGUGUUAUAUCUUGUGAUUCAUUUGUAAGUUAUACAUGAUUAUUGUGUAUCUGCCUGAAAUAAUUCAACAGAAUAUAUCAAUGCCAACUAUUGAAUAGAUAGUAAUUAUGCGAAAAUGAAUUUCUAGAAUUUGAAUAAGAGUAAACUGUUGCAUGUACAUUAAUUGUUUGUAAUCUGAAUGCAGUCUACAUUGUCUUUCCUUUAUGUUUUUAUCAAGUCAUACUGCAAUCAACUUUUGAUGAAAUUGUUAGUUAUAUAGUUGUGGCUACACAGCCCCUUCCCAAGUCUGGGCAGUCCUCGUAACAGGUGUAAUAAAAAGCAUAAAAAUGUAUUCUUUCACUCUUUAUGAAUAAAACAUCUUUU